This is a messenger RNA of Symbiodinium necroappetens, 699 nucleotides long. Lineage: Eukaryota; Dinophyceae; Suessiales; Symbiodiniaceae. The record is from the annotation of a GenBank genome assembly.
AUGGCUUCCGAAGUGAGCCUGGGCUCUCCCCAAAAGAUCUCCACGGGCAAGCAAGGCAGGGUUGAGCUCCAGCCGCCCUCCCACACUUGGAUCUCCUGGUGCAUCCUCUUGGCCUACCUUGCUGUUUUUGUUGAGGGCGUCGCCCUCCUGGCAAAUGACCACUACGGCCCCGAGAUUUUACCACGUGUCAGCGCUGCUCAGUUUCACCUAUGCAGCAUUUAUGUGCUUGAGGUAGCGAUCGCCUUGGGCCCUGGCUGGUGUGCGAUGUCACCCGGCUGGACGUCUGGCGAGCUCAUUGCACACCACGUGCCAUACACCUUCACGGUGAUGCUGUGCUUUGCUCUGAACCAGCAGCACAAGUGGACUUUGCCGCUCGUGGUGGUCCUUCUGACGCCCUUGAACGAGGGCCUCUUCAUCGCCAACAGCCUGGGAGCUCCAGGAACCCAGAGAGCCGUCAGACGGGCCUACGGAUUCUCGGUGAUUGUACUCCUGAUCGCCACCGAGAUCAGGACUUGGAUAAAAGUGAUGCAGCAACAUUGGGAAAGCCUACCAAUUGUACUAGCAGGAAUCGUCCCUACCCGCCGACAGUGCCUUAUUGAUGUUGUGUCUCGACCAACUGGUUUUCCCUGCCAUCUACUACCACUUCAAGCUGCUUCGCGGCUGCAGGGAAUCAAUGAUCCUCGACGAUGUUGCAUUUGA